AUGUUCGACAUCACCGCCCAACCCAAUCGCUCGGUUACGCCGGCUGCAUCCGUCCCAAUGGAUUGUUCGACAGCAGCUGGAUUUCCGAUCAUGUCGGCGAUGCCAGAUCAACGUGUGUUGGACGAGUUGGACGCUGUCUCGUCUCGGCGGGAAGAUGUUGGUCCUGAUUCUUUGCGUGGCUCCGACCCGCGACUGAUUGCUGUCCAUCAUCAUAUGCGCGAUCCCGCGCCGGGAUUUCUUGCACUUCCGCUCGACGCGCAGUCUCCGCGAUUCACUACUGUCGGCGUUUUGCCAAUCAAUGACGCUGAUCCAGUUACAACGCUGGUCGCUCUCGAUGCGCUGCGUUCGGGACCGCCCCGGCUCGAUGCCGGUCAAGUUGACUCGACUGCUGUCGCCACGGCAAGCCUCAGCGACAUCGGACCCGCAAUAACGCCAGCAUCUACCGCGCUCUCCGCUCCGCUCUGGGGCGACGCCGGUCAAGGUGCCGAGUCAAGCGCUGAUGCCGCGGCGGGUGUCGGCCCCAUCUUGCCCGUUCAACAGCAGAGCUUGGACGAUGCCGGCUUCAUCGGUCCCGUCCAACCGCACCAAUCGACCCUCGGCGAAGAGGGGCUGGUUCCUGGAGAUCUCGUUGAAGACGAGGCUGCGCUUGCUUCGCAAGACAUCGGUGUACUCAAUGCGCGCGCCAACUAUGCUCUGGACCGACUUUACCGCUGCUACGAAUACGUCAGAGCCUGCGUCGCAACGUCUGAAAACGUCAUGCGCGUAGCCGCGCGCGAUGGCUAUACGGCGUAUCUGGACAGCUCUAACGAGGGCGAUGCGAUCUUCAGCACCGCCAGUGGCCGCCUGCACGAUCGCAAUCAGGAUGUCAUGACCAUGGUACACUUGCUGGCGGCUCGGCAGGGGGACGCCUUGACGACGUUGAGGGAUGCGGCUAUCGCCCGCCGGCUGGCGGAUCGCGCAAACGAUAAUGGAGCUCCGAUUGCGCCACACAACGAAGAUGAAGAUGCCGGGAAUGGGGGUGCGUAA
Messenger RNA from Peniophora sp. CBMAI 1063, 1026 nucleotides. Lineage: Eukaryota; Fungi; Basidiomycota; Agaricomycetes; Russulales; Peniophoraceae. The record is from the annotation of a GenBank genome assembly.